Molecule: messenger RNA, 990 nt
Organism: Dichomitus squalens LYAD-421 SS1
Lineage: Eukaryota; Fungi; Basidiomycota; Agaricomycetes; Polyporales; Polyporaceae
Exons: 22
Coding region: 31-990 (319 amino acids)
Source: RefSeq, a predicted model, not a curated record
CAUUCUCUGAACGCCGUACUGUAGUCCGUCAUGGCGCCUCUCGAUGGAACAAUGGGACCGCUCCUCAUAGGAGUGAUCAUCUGCGCAGUUUUCUAUGGAGUUUCGGUCUCCCAAGUCUUCUACUAUUUCACCCGCUAUCCCCACGAUCCACUGUACUUGAAGUUACUGGUGUUCGCAGUGUGGGUGACAGAUACAGUACACCAAGGACUAAUAUCGCACACCGUAUAUUGGUACUUUGUAACGACAUAUGGAGAUCCGACGGCUCUCGGUCGGCUUGCGCCUACUAUCAUCAUUGAGGUGUACUUCAAUGCAUUCACUGCAUUGUUUGUUCAGAGCUUCUUUGCAAUGCGGAUCUACAGACUGAGUGGGAAGAAGAUGUGGUUGGUAGUCCCGGUGGUUAUGUUGAUCGGUACAGAAUUUGGUAUCAUCAUGGCAUACUCCAUCAAAGCGCUGGCCUUCAAGACGUUCAUUGACCUCACCAAAUUGAAGGACCUUUCCGUGAGCAUCAAUGCCUUCGCCGCCGCAGGAGAUGUAUGCAUUGCAGCCAUUCUGUGCACGAUCCUCCAAACCUCGAAGACUGGCUUCUCGAAGUCCAACCAUAUUAUCAACAGGCUCAUGGUGUUCUCAGUCAAUACCGGCUUGUUGACUAGUAUUUGUGCAUGCAUAUCGCUCAUUACGAUCCUUGCUCUGCCGAAUACCUUCGUUUACAUCUGUUUCUUCUUUCUCAUGGGCCGUCUCUAUUCGAACUCCCUCAUGGCAACCCUAAACGCACGCAAGGGGAUCCGAGAGGCCUCUUCGAAGACCCAUGACAAUUCGCUGUCGCUCCAGAACAUACACCCAACCGGCCAUGGGAUUCCCACCAACUUCAGUAAAACGGACACGAGCAUCGCCAUCCGAAUUGAUACGACCAAGGACACACAGCACGACGCCGACUUCGACUACCAGUCGACGCACUACAGCAACAGCGACAAGCGUCCCAUUGAAGACUGA